AUAUAUAUAUCAUCCCAACUCAAGCUAAAUCCCAUCGAUCAAAUAUAACCAUGAACGGCAUGGGACAAACGGCGCAAUCUCCGUCUCCGGCGGCGAUGUUCCCACGGCGGCGGCGGCACAUGAUGAUGCACAUGACGUUCUUCUGGGGAAAGAACACGGAGGUUCUGUUCGACGGUUGGCCCGGACACGACAACCUCGGCAUGUACUGGCUCCGCCUCGUCUCCGUCUUCCUCGUCGCCGCCGCAUCCGAGUGGCUCUGCCGGUGCCGUCUUCUCCGCCCCGGCGCCUCCAGCCUCGCCGGAGGGUUGGCUCAGACCGCCGUCUACACCGUCCGUACGGGCCUGUCGUACCUCGUAAUGUUGGCGGUGAUGUCCUUCAAUGGAGGCGUUUUCUUGGCCGCCAUGGCCGGUUUCGGGUUAGGGUUCCUGUUUUUCGGGAGUAGGGCUUUUAGGGACACUGGUUCUACCAACGUUACGUAUGUUCAGUCGCGUUGUUGAUGAUGCGAUUCUGUGUUAUUGAAGAUGGAUAUAAUAAAUUUUCGAAUCAGGGUUUUUAGCAAUUGUUAUAAAUACGUA
Tarenaya hassleriana is the source of this 575-nucleotide messenger RNA. RefSeq names its product copper transporter 3-like. The coding region runs from base 51 to 497 and encodes 148 amino acids. Gene Ontology annotation, molecular function: copper ion transmembrane transporter activity. NCBI's taxonomy places the organism in Eukaryota, Viridiplantae, Streptophyta, Magnoliopsida, Brassicales, Cleomaceae. Gene Ontology annotation, cellular component: plasma membrane. The transcript has a single exon. The record is from RefSeq and is a predicted model, not a curated record. Gene Ontology annotation, biological process: copper ion transmembrane transport; intracellular copper ion homeostasis.